Messenger RNA from Monoraphidium neglectum, 264 nucleotides. RefSeq lists its product as hypothetical. The record is from RefSeq and is a predicted model, not a curated record. Lineage: Eukaryota; Viridiplantae; Chlorophyta; Chlorophyceae; Sphaeropleales; Selenastraceae. The transcript has 3 exons. Bases 1 to 264 code for a protein of 87 amino acids.
AUGCACACACACACAUUAAAACGCGCGCCUGGCACGCAACCUCCACCCAGCGGCUACAUCUACUGCGAGACCACGCCCUUUGAGGAGCUGCCCAGCAACUACUUCUGCGAGCAGUGCAACGCCCCCAAGAGGCGCUUUGUCAAGUACGACGCCGAGACCGGCAAGUCAAGCGGCGUUGCGGAGGGCACUGUUGGCACCAUCGCCACGGUCAUCGGUGGCCUGGGCGGCCUGGGCGUGCUCCUGUACCUUGGCCUCAGCGCUUGA